GCGCCGCGGGGCGGGCGUCCCGCAUGCGCACGGCGCCGCGAUGCUGUCCGCCCGCGGCGGCGGCACCACGCCGCGGGCGCUCAGCGCCCGCGGCUCGCCGCGCGAGCGCGCGCCGAGCCUCUUCGCGCAGUCGCCGCGCGGCGGCGCGCCGUGGGCGCCGGCGGGGCCGCUGACGCCGCGGCAGGGGGCGCCGUCGCCGCGGCCCGCGGACUCCGCGCUGGAGACGCCGCGCGAGCUGGAGGCCGUGGAGCUCGCGCGAGAGGCCUUCGUGGAGGACCUGGACUGGCACCACGACUGGCUCGGCCACGCCCGCUCCCACGGUGCGCUCCUGGAGGGCCUCGUCGACGGCCUCGAGUGGUUCGGCGCCGCCCCGGUCGUGCGCUUCUGCGCGCACUCGUACGGCGGGGGCGAGCCGGGCGCUCUGGGCGCCGAGAUCGCGCGGCUGCGGGCGCGGCAGGCCGCCGCCGCCCGGCUCCUGGAGCAGGUG
Prorocentrum cordatum is the source of this 487-nucleotide messenger RNA. Lineage: Eukaryota; Dinophyceae; Prorocentrales; Prorocentraceae. The record is from the annotation of a GenBank genome assembly.